UAGAGGGACGCCGAACAAAAUUUUACUUCUGAAACAGGGUUUAGGGUUUAAUACUUUAAUCAAGAAUUUUUUUCAAAUUCCAAAAAUAAAAUUCGAAGAAAAGAAAUUUAGGAUUUGCUUAUCUAGUUAAAUUUAUACUGUAUACAAAUUCCAAUGAUUUUCCGGCGAGCAGCUGCUAAACUACUCGGAGGAUUCCGGCUAUCUUCUUCUGCCACGUCACUUCAGAAAAGAUCUUCCAUUUUUCUGUCCAAUGCAGUUUCAGGAAAACUUGAGUGUGUUAAUCAACAUGGCUUUGAAGGUGAUAGUUUGAGUAGGCACCCAUUCAAAUGGAUAUUUCUAUUUGGACAAGCUGUAAUCCUUGGAGGACAAGCUACUGUUGUGAUGGCUGAAGAUGUUUCGACUCCUGUGAGUUCUAAUGAUGCAAAUGAGGCUAAAAUAGCUGGAUUGCAAAAAAUUGAGGAUGGCUCUAUCACAUCAAAUAUACACACUCAGAAAUGGAGAGUCUUUACAGACAGUGGAAGGGAUUUAUUCUUACAGGGAAAGAUGGAGGAUGCUGAGAAACUUUUCCUUGCUGCCAUCCAGGAAGCUAAAGAAGGUUUUGGGGACACAGAUUCGCAUGUAGCAUCUGCAUGCAACAAUCUGGCAGAGUUGUAUAGAGUUAAAAAGGAUUUAGACAAAGCAGAACCUUUAUAUUUGGAGGCAAUCAGUAUCCUCGAGGAAUCAUUUGGACAUGAUGAUAUACGGGUUGGGGCAGCGCUUCACAAUUUAGGUCAAUUCUAUCUUGUGCAACGAAAUUUAGAACAAGCUCGUGUUUGCUAUGAGCGUGCUUUAAAGAUAAAGAGGCGUGUGUUGGGGGAAGCUCACCCUGACUAUGCUGAUACAAUGUAUCAUCUUGGAACUGUUCUGCGCCUCCAAGGGAAAGAGAAGGAUUCUGAGACCCUUAUUUGGGAUUCUAUUCGGAUUUUAGAGGAUGUUGGUCAAGGUGAAUCUAUCAUAUGCACCAAGAGGAUGCAGCAUCUUGCUGAGAUGUACUUGAAGUCCAACCGAAUUGCAGAGGCAUUGAGCCUGCAGAGAAAGAUCUUGCAUAAAAUGGAACUGUCUAAGGGAUGGGGUUCUCUGGACACAGUACUUGCAGCAGAUCGCCUUGCCCUAACCCUUCUGACUCAAGGGAGCUUAACAGAUGCUCAACAGCUUUUAGAAAGAUGUCUUGAUGCCCGGAAAACUCUACUUCCUGAAAAUCACAUUGAGAUUGCAGGCAAUAUUCUUCAUAUAGCUAGACUGAAAAUGCUUAGCUCCAAUAAACUAAGGAAGACGAAUGUUACUCAAGCAAUCACUGAGCUUGAUAUGGCAAAGGAUCUUUUAAGCCAAUCAAUUAGGGUAGCCCGAAAAGUUCUAGCUCAAACAGUAAAAGAGAGAGGACAGCCGAAAUCCUUUGGAGUAUCCAAGCAAACUGGAAGAUACAGACAGUUAGCACUAAUGACCCUGUUGAAAUCACUUAACACCCUUGCAUUGUUGGAGGUGGCAAAAGUGGAACUUCAGGAAUCAAAGGUGGAUGGUCUUGUUGGUGAGGCUGAGAAUGCUCUUCAUCAAUGCAUUUCUGCUUUCAGGGAGUUUGAGACAGAGAAAUCGUUGGCUGAUAUCCCUGAAGUAAAAUCGGAUUAUCUUUCAUGCCUGAAGCAUCUGUUUGUUCUAAUAAACAGCGGUGGCAAAAGCCUGACCGCUGAUCAGUCCAGAAAAGCCGAUUUACAGCAACUGAAAGCCGAAAUUAUCCGCAUGGAAAUGGAACUCUCAGCCAAAGGAGGACCCAUAAGCUAAGUCUUUACAAUAUUUAAUUUUAAUUUUUAGACCAUUCGAAUAAAUAUAUUUUAUGAAAUGACUAAUAAUGCAUUCAUUAACGAGCCGACAGUCUAAAUAAAUAGUUUUUAUUUGUGGAAUUAUUAUUAUUAUUAUUAUUAUUAUUAUUAUUAUUUGUCCUUA
Messenger RNA from Ipomoea nil (Japanese morning glory), 1977 nucleotides. Its product is annotated as kinesin light chain 3. Gene Ontology annotation, molecular function: protein binding. The record is from RefSeq and is a predicted model, not a curated record. The transcript is spliced from 18 exons. NCBI's taxonomy places the organism in Eukaryota, Viridiplantae, Streptophyta, Magnoliopsida, Solanales, Convolvulaceae. Bases 154 to 1815 code for a protein of 553 amino acids.